UAUUUAAUAUAUAAAACAAUUAUAUUAGUGCAAAAAUUAAUGUUUUAUUUAUAUUUUAUUUACCAAAUCUUAUAAGAGCGUGUAGAAUACCCUGUUUUUUAAGGUUAUAAUUUUGAAGUUAGAAUGUGAGAUUAGUUUUGAUUACAGUAUACACCACAAACACAUAUGUAUAUAUAUUAUAUUAAUUGUGAUUUUAUUUUUAUUAAUUAUGGGUAAGGAAGCAAAAUAUUGUCAAGGGAAAGAUGCUUUCGAGAGAAUGAAUUAUUUGUAUCAGGCUAGUCAUAUGAUAUCAUUAAAAAAUAGAGUUGCUGCUUCGUAUUAUGGAAGUAUGAUGAUGGGUUGUGCGAAGAAAGCUGUACUACGAGUGGAGCCAAAUUUAAAAAGAACGAUAUGCAAACAAUGUAACUCUCCUCUUAUACCUGGAGAGACGGCUAGAGUUAGAUUAUGUUCUAAGCGUAUAAAAGGAGUUAAAUGGACAUGUUUGAUCUGUUUAAAUAGUAAAAUGUAUCCUACUAAAAAAGGAUACAAAUUAUGGAUAGAACAGCCGGAAGCAAUCGUUGAAACUCUUCAUUUUAUUCCUAAAAAUAAGUCUAUCGACUGUGAUAAAAGUAAUGUAAAGGACAAUAAUAAGACUGAAUCUACUACUAAUACGAAGAUAAAAAAUAAAUCUGAUAAUAAUCUCAAUGUAAAUCAG
Messenger RNA from Polistes dominula (European paper wasp), 694 nucleotides. It is a transcript of the gene Rpp21, whose product is annotated as ribonuclease P protein subunit Rpp21. NCBI's taxonomy places the organism in Eukaryota, Metazoa, Arthropoda, Insecta, Hymenoptera, Vespidae. Gene Ontology annotation, biological process: tRNA processing. Gene Ontology annotation, cellular component: nucleolar ribonuclease P complex. The record is from RefSeq and is a predicted model, not a curated record.